CCUGGAAGAUUUAACCCAGGAGAGCCGCUGGUGGGAGGCUCGGGCUGGCGCCAGAUCGCGCGUAGGCCCUUUCCUGGCCCGCAGCCGCCACCUGCCCAGUGACCAUGAUAGUGUUUGUGAGGUUCAACUCCAGCCAUGGUUUCCCAGUGGAGGUCGAUUCUGACACCAGCAUCUUCCAGCUCAAGGAGGUGGUUGCUAAGCGACAGGGGGUUCCGACUGACCAGUUGCGUGUGAUUUUCGCAGGGAAGGAGCUGAGGAAUGACUGGACUGUGCAGAACUGUGACCUGGAUCAGCAGAGCAUCGUUCACAUUGUUCAGAGACCAUGGAGAAAAGGUCAAGAAAUGAAUGCAACUGGAGGCGACAACCCCAGAAACACGGCGGGAGGCUGUGAGCGGGAGCCCCAGAGCUUGACUCGAGUGGACCUCAGCAGCUCAGUCCUCCCAGGAGACUCUGUGGGGCUGGCUGUCAUUCUGCACACUGACAGCAGGAAUGACUCACCACCAGCUGGUAGUCCAGCAGAUAGACCAAUCUACAACAGCUUUUAUGUGUAUUGCAAAGGCCCCUGUCAAAGAGUGCAGCCAGGAAAACUCAGGGUACAGUGCAGCACCUGCAGACAAGCAACGCUCACCUUGACCCAGGGUCCAUCUUGCUGGGAUGAUGUUUUAAUUCCAAACCGGAUGAAUGGUGAAUGCCAGUCCCCAAACUGCCCUGGGACUACUGCAGAAUUUUUCUUUAAAUGUGGAGCACACCCCACCUCUGACAAGGAAACAUCAGUAGCUUUGCACCUGAUCGCAACAAAUAGUCGGAACAUCACUUGCAUUACGUGUACCGACGUCAGGAGCCCCGUCUUGGUUUUCCAGUGCAACUCCCGCCACGUGAUUUGCUUAGACUGUUUCCACUUAUACUGUGUGACAAGACUCAAUGAUCGGCAGUUUGUUCAUGACCCUCAACUUGGCUACUCCCUGCCUUGUGUGGCUGGCUGUCCCAACUCCUUGAUUAAAGAGCUCCAUCACUUCAGGAUUCUGGGAGAAGAGCAGUACAACCGAUACCAGCAGUAUGGUGCAGAGGAGUGUGUCCUGCAGAUGGGUGGCGUGUUAUGCCCCCGCCCUGGCUGUGGAGCGGGGCUGCUGCCGGAGCCUGACCAGAGGAAAGUCACCUGCGAAGGCGGCAACGGCCUGGGCUGUGGGUUUGCCUUCUGCCGGGAGUGUAAAGAAGCGUACCAUGAAGGGGAGUGCAGUGCCCUAUUUGAAGCCUCAGGAACAACUACUCAGGCCUACAGAGUUGAUGAAAGAGCCGCAGAGCAGGCUCGUUGGGAAGAAGCCUCCAAAGAAACCAUCAAGAAAACCACCAAGCCCUGUCCCCGCUGCCAUGUACCAGUGGAAAAAAAUGGAGGCUGCAUGCACAUGAAGUGUCCGCAGCCCCACUGCAGGCUCGAGUGGUGCUGGAACUGUGGCUGCGAGUGGAACCGCGUCUGCAUGGGGGACCACUGGUUCGACGUGUAGCCAGGGCAGCCAGGCACCCCAUCGCCCCAGCCUGGGGGAGCAUACAGUGUCCUACCUUCAUUUGCUAAUUCUCUUUUCAAACACACACACACACACACACACACACACACACACACACACACACACACUUCAGGUUUUUUUCAAAGUCCAACUACAGCCAAAUCACAGGAGAACCUCCUGGAUCCCUUUCACUAUGUCCAUGAAAAACAGCAGAGCAAAAUUACAGAAGAAGCUCCUGAAUCCCUUUCAGUUUGUCGACACAAAACAGCAGAGCCGUCUGUGACACCAGCAAGAGGUGCUCUCAGCCUCAGGAUGACACAAAUCCCGGAGCACAGAUUCAAGUGCAAUCCAUGUAUCUCGUAUGGGUCGUUCUCACCUGAAUUCAAGUCAGGCAGAAUGAGUAGCUGGAGAGAGAGUUCUCGCGUUUAAUAUCCUGCAUUUUACCUUGAGUAAAUACCGUGAAGAUGGCAUCGACAAGGUAUUUCUCUGUAAAAUGAACUGCAGUGGCUUCUCAAAACUAGACUCAUGGCUUUAACAGUAAUGUUCUUAUUUAAAUUUUCAGAGAGCAUCUAUUCCCGAAGAACCACAGGCAAUAGUCAAAAAAAUGUGUUUAUCCUUAAGAAUUCCAUCUCUAUAAAUUGCAUUAAUGAAAUGUCAACUAUGCAUAAAUCAACUUGUCAACUAAGUGAGAAAUUAUGAAAGUUAAUUUGAAUGUUGAAUGUUUGAAUUACAGGGAAGAAAUCAAGUUAAUGUACUUUUCUUCCAUUUCAUGAUUUGCAACUUUAGAAAGAAGUUGUUUUUCUGAAAGUAUUACCAAAAAAUCUAUAGUUUGAUUUUGAGUAUUCAUUUUGCAGCUUGGAGAUUUUGCUAACACAUUUAACUCCACUGUAAAUUUAAUGGAUAAUGUGCCUAUAAAGGAGACAUGUUUAGAAAUGAUUUCAAAAUGAUAUUCAAUCUUAACAAAAGUGAACAUUAUUAAACCAGAAUCUUUAAAGAGGAGCCUUUCCAGAACUACUGAAAUGAAGGCGUGCCUGACUGUCUCCAUCAGAAUAGUCUAUGCCCCUUUGGCACACCCUCUCCAUCCAAUCUGCAAGACCCGGGGAGCUCUGCACACCCAGGGGUUCCCCAGGAGAGACCUUCUCUUAGGACAGUAAACUCACUAGAAUAUUCCUUAUGUUGACGUGGAUUGGAUUUCAGUUCAAUCAAACUUUCAGCUUUUUUUCCAGCCAUUCACAGCACAAUCAGAAGAUUAACAACACGACAUGCGGCAAACCUCAUGUUCUUACGCACACUACGCAGAAGAGAAAGCACAACCACUAUCUUUUGUUCUACUUGUAUUGUCUGACUUCUCAGGAAGAUCGUGGACAUAACUGAGGGCAUGAGUAUCACUAGCACAUGGAGGCCCUUUUGGAUUUAGAGACUCUGUAAAUUAUGAAAUCGGCAACAGGGCCUCUCUUUUUAGAUGUAGCACCUGAAAUCCUUGCUGGAGGAAAGAGAGGGGAUGAAAUCAAAUUUUCCACAUCCCGGGACACCUGUCCCUCUUUUCCUAACUGCCUGAGAUAAUCCAUUUCUUCCAGUCACCCGGGACAGUCCUGUCCUCUCAGAGGCCUGCACUGAGGACAGACUGGGCUCUGCGGCAGCCACAUCAGCAUCCACAGCUUCAUGUGGCUUCACUGUCUGAAGAUCUGCCGACACCAGCAUGGCCCCACGGUGACAACAGACCUGCGACAGGAAGCCCAAAGCUCACAUCGAAAUGGUAGAGAGAUCAAAGUCUCUAUAGUAAGGGAAAAAAAGAGAGGUCGCAGGCAUGAGCCCCAGCAGCCAGUGGCUUGUGUCCACACGGAGUCCAGACCCUGAUCAGGGCCUGACUUAGUGUUGCGGGCAAUCCCACUAAAUUGCAGUUCCUUACACUGGCCCGAUGCGACAAAUCAGGUGGCUCCCUUCUGUCACAGGAACCACACAGUGUUUCCCAUCAUCCAUAGCUUUCUUCCUGAUGAUGUUUGCAUGAUUGCGCCUUCCCAGCCUGCAUGCUGCGCUGGGCUUGCGGUGCCUGAACAAAGUUUGCUCCCACGAGCUCAGGCACCCUAGGAACCCCUGUUAAACUAUUAGACUGUCCAGCUUGGUCUCCUUUCCUUUCUUAGUGGUGGUCUUUUCCCUUUCCAGAAUAGAACAGUGAUUCUUAAAAUAAGUUAGAGCAGACUGGGCGCAGUGGCUCAUGCCUGUAAUCCCAGCACUUUGGGAGGCUGAGGUGGGUGGAUCACGAGGUCAGGAGUUCAAGACCAGCCUGGCCAAGACGACGAAACCCCAUCUCUACUAAAAAUACAAAGUUAGCUGGGCGCGGUGGCAGGCGCCUGUAAUCCCAGCUUCUCGGGAGGCUGAGGCAGGAGAAUCACUUGAACCCAGGGAGCAGAGGUUGCAGUGAGCCAAGAUGGCGCCACUCUGUUACCUGAGCAACAGAAUGAAACUCCGUCUCAAAAAAAAAAGCAAAAUCAUCCACUACACAUGAACAUGAAUCACAGUAUUAUUUGCACAGGAAGGGUGUAACAAAAUAUGAAUGUAUCAAAAAAUAGAAAAUAAAGUCUUUGCAGAAAAAAUCUGUUUCCUGUGACAUGUGUUGAGAUUAUCUGACAACUCUAAGAUUGUACUUAAAUUGUCGAUAAAAGCAUCAAAAGAG
Molecule: messenger RNA, 4176 nt
Organism: Piliocolobus tephrosceles (Ugandan red Colobus)
Lineage: Eukaryota; Metazoa; Chordata; Mammalia; Primates; Cercopithecidae
Gene: PRKN
Product: parkin RBR E3 ubiquitin protein ligase
Exons: 12
Coding region: 105-1502 (465 amino acids)
Biological process (GO): protein ubiquitination; ubiquitin-dependent protein catabolic process
Cellular component (GO): cytosol; mitochondrion
Molecular function (GO): ubiquitin-protein transferase activity; zinc ion binding; polyubiquitin modification-dependent protein binding
Source: RefSeq, a predicted model, not a curated record